Enhydra lutris kenyoni (northern sea otter) is the source of this 2716-nucleotide messenger RNA. RefSeq names its product ADAM metallopeptidase domain 12. The record is from RefSeq and is a predicted model, not a curated record. Gene Ontology annotation, molecular function: metalloendopeptidase activity. Gene Ontology annotation, biological process: proteolysis. The transcript has 23 exons. NCBI's taxonomy places the organism in Eukaryota, Metazoa, Chordata, Mammalia, Carnivora, Mustelidae. Bases 77 to 2716 code for a protein of 879 amino acids.
GCUCGCCCUGGCCGGGGCUCUGCUGUCGCCCCCCGCGGCCCGAGCGGUGAACCCAGGAAGCAAGUUAGCCCCCACCAUGCAGCCAGCUGGAAGAAGGGGCCGGGGGGGAGCUUAUGAAGUUGUCCGUGUUUCUCUCUUGAAUGGAGAUCUCUGGGACCCGAUGGAGAACGUCCACACAAAGAAUCAUCCAGAAGUGUUGAAUUUUCGAAUACAACUGGGAAGCAAAGAACUGAUCAUACAUCUGGAAAGAAACGAAGGUCUCAUCGCUAGCAGUUUCACAGAAACUCAUUAUCUGCAAGAUGGCACUGACGUCUCCCUCAGUCGAAAUCUCACGGGUCACUGCUACUACCACGGACAUGUGCAAGGACACUCUGGUUCCACCGCCAGCUUCAGCACUUGCUCUGGCCUCAGGGGACUUAUUACAUUUGAAAAUAGCACCUAUAUCUUGGAACCAGUGGAAAGUGAAAGAAACAAACACAAGCUCUUCCCAGUGGAGAAGCUGAAGGGCACCUGGGGGUCCUGCGGGUCCCAUCACAGCACGUCUGCGCUCCCUGCAGGGAACUGGCUCCCACCACCCUCCCAGAUGUGGCCAAGAAGGCAUAAAAGAGAAACCCUCAAGAUGACCAAGUACGUAGAGCUGGUUAUCGUAGCAGACAACCGGGAGUUUCAGAGGCAAGGAAAAGAUCUGGAAAAAGUUAAGCAGCGAUUAAUAGAGAUUGCUAAUCACGUUGACAAGUUUUACAGAUCCCUGAACAUUCGGAUAGUGCUGGUGGGUGUGGAGGUGUGGAAUGACAUCGACAAAUGCUCCAUAAGUCAGGACCCGUUCACAAGCCUCCAUGAAUUUCUGGAUUGGAGAAAGAUGAAGCUUCUACCUCGCAAAUCACAUGACAAUGCCCAGCUCAUCAGUGGGGUUUAUUUCCAAGGGACGACCAUUGGCAUGGCACCGAUCAUGAGCAUGUGUACCGCAGAGCAGUCGGGAGGAAUCGUCAUGGACCAUUCGGACAGCCCCCUUGGCGCCGCCGUGACCCUGGCACAUGAGCUGGGCCACAACUUCGGGAUGAACCACGACACGCUGGAGCGAGGCUGUGGUUGCAGCGUGGCUGCCGACAAAGGAGGCUGCAUCAUGAACCCCUCCACAGGGUUCCCGUUCCCCAUGGUGUUCAGCAGCUGUAGCAAGAAGGACCUGGAGGUCAGCCUGGAGAAGGGCGUGGGGAUGUGCCUCUUCAACCUGCCGGAAGUGAAGCAGUCUUUUGGGGGCCAGAAGUGUGGGAACGGCUAUGUGGAACAAGGGGAGGAGUGUGACUGCGGGGAGCCCGAGGGAUGUGUGAAUCUUUGCUGCAACGCCAGCACGUGCACCCUGAAGCCGGAUGCCGUGUGUGCCCACGGGCUGUGCUGCCGAGACUGCCAGCUCAAACCUGCGGGAACAGCGUGCAGGGACUCCAGCAACUCCUGCGACCUCCCAGAGUUCUGCACGGGGGCCAGCCCCCACUGCCCCGCCAACGUGUACCUGCACGAUGGGCACCCGUGUCAGGGGGUGGACGGCUACUGCUACAACGGCAUCUGUCAGACCCACGAGCAGCAGUGCAUCACGCUCUGGGGACCAGGUGCUAAACCUGCCCCCGGGAUCUGCUUUGAGAGAGUCAACUCUGCAGGUGACCCGUACGGCAACUGUGGCAAAGACUCCAAGAGUUCAUUUGCCAAAUGUGAGAUGAGAGAUGCUAAAUGUGGAAAAAUCCAGUGUCAAGGAGGUGCCAGCCGGCCCGUCAUUGGUACCAAUGCCGUCUCCAUAGAAACAAACAUCCCGCUGCGGGAAGGAGGUCGGAUUCUGUGCCGCGGGACCCACGUGUACUUGGGCGAUGACCUCCCGGACCCCGGGCUUGUGCUUGCCGGCACCAAGUGUGCAGAUGGAAAAAUUUGCCUCAAUCGUCGCUGUCAAAACACAAGUGUCUUCGGCGUUCAGGAGUGUGUGAAGCAGUGUCACCAAAGAGGGGUGUGUAACAACCGCAAGAACUGCCACUGCGAGGCCCACUGGGCGCCUCCGUUCUGUGACAAGUUUGGCUUCGGGGGAAGCACAGACAGCGGCCCCGUCCGGCGAGCAGAUAACCACGGUUUAACCAUAGGAAUUCUGGUGGCCAUCCUCUGUCUUCUUGCUGCUGGAUUUGUAGUUUAUCUGAAAAGGAAGACAUUAAUUCACCUGCUGUUUACAGAUAAAAAAACCACCAUUGAGAAGCUAAGGUGUGUGCGCUCUUCACGGCCGUCUCGCGGCUCCCACCCUGGUCAGGCUCACCUCGGCCCCCUCAGCAAAGGCCUGAUGAGGAAGCUGCCACAUUCCAGCAUGUCAAAGGGCAAUACCAGGAGAUGGUCCCCGUGUCAGAACGUGCACAUCAGCGGGCCCCUCCAAGCCCACGACGCCCCUCCGCCCAGUUCUCCUCAGCGAGUGCUCCCGCCCCUCCAGAAGGCACCUCGUGCACCCCUCGUCCCCGCCAGACCCCUGCCGGCCAGCCCUGCGCUCCGGCAGGCCCAGGGACCUCGCAAGCCAAACCCUCCUCAGAAGCCUCUGCCUGCAGAUCCUUUGAGCAGGACCAGCCGGCUCGCCAGUGCCUCAGCCAGGGCCCCAGGGCAGCAGGAGGCUGGGCUCCGCCUGGUGCCCCUCAGACCGGCUCCCAAGCACCCCCACCAAGCACCCAGGCCCCCCCACACCGCCUACACGAAGUGA